This is a messenger RNA of Octodon degus (degu), 3640 nucleotides long. RefSeq names its product pleckstrin 2 (gene Plek2). Bases 177 to 1238 code for a protein of 353 amino acids. Gene Ontology annotation, biological process: intracellular signal transduction; actin cytoskeleton organization. Lineage: Eukaryota; Metazoa; Chordata; Mammalia; Rodentia; Octodontidae. Gene Ontology annotation, cellular component: plasma membrane. The record is from RefSeq and is a predicted model, not a curated record. The transcript has 9 exons.
GGCUCCGAGGCCCCCUUGGAGCGCUUUUGGCGGGAUCUUCUCGGCUGGCUUGGUCUGGGCGGACUUCCUGCUCCCGAGGCCCAGCCGUCUGAAAUCCGGCCCCGCUCCAGGGAGGCGUCUCCCCGCCGAGUCGCAGCCGUUUCCUGGGCGCGGUGGGCCCGGGCGAGUGUGGGGACAUGGAAGACGGCGUGCUCAAAGAGGGCUUCCUCGUGAAGAGGGGUCACAUUGUUCACAAUUGGAAGGCACGAUGGUUCAUCCUUCAGCAGAACACCCUGCUGUAUUAUAAGCUUCAGGGGGGUCGGAAAGUGACCCCACCCAAGGGCCGGAUCCUCCUGGAUGGCUGCACCAUCACCUGCCCCUGCCUGGAGUAUGAGAACCGACCGCUCCUCAUUAAGCUGAAGACUCGGACUUCCACAGAGUACUUCCUGGAGGCCUGUUCUCGAGAGGAGAGGGACGCCUGGGCCUUUGAGAUCACGGGAGCCAUUCACGCCGGGCAGCCUGGGAAGGUCCAGCAGCUCCAUGUGCUGAGGACGUCCUUCAAGCUGCCCCCGCAUAUCAGCCUGCAUCGCAUCGUGGACAAGAUGCGUGACAGCAGCAGCGGGAUCCGGCCAAGCCCCAACGUGGAGCAGGGAAGCACCUACAAGAAGACUUUUCUUGGCUCCUCACUGGUGGACUGGCUCCUCUCCAAUGCCUUUGCCGCCAGCCGCCUGGAAGCGGUGACCCUGGGCUCCAUGCUGCUGGAGGAGAACUUCCUCAGGCCGGUGGGGGCCCGCAGCAUGGGCGCUGUCCGCUCAGGGGAUCUGGCUGAGCACUUCCUGGAUGACAGCACGGCCCUGUACACUUUUGCUGAGAGCUACAAGAAGAAGGUGGCUCCCAAAGAAGAGAUCAGUCUGAGCUCCAUGGAUCUAAGUGGCGAGGUGGUCAAACAGGGCUAUCUGUCCAAGCAGGGGCACAAGCGGAAGAACUGGAAGGUGCGCCGCUUCGUGCUGCGGAGGGAGCCGGCCUUCCUGCAUUACUACGACCCAUCCAAAGAGGAAAACAGGCCAGUAGGUGGGUUUUCUCUUCGUGGGUCCCUUGUGUCUGCUCUGGAGGAUAAUGGUGUUCCCACAGGUGUUAAAGGGAAUGUCCAAGGAAAUCUCUUCAAAGUGAUCACAAAGGAUGACAUACACUAUUAUAUCCAGGCCAGCAGCAAGGCUGAACGAACAGAGUGGAUUGAAGCUAUCAAAAAGCUAACAUGACAAGGACUGACUCCAUUCCUCUCUGGGCUGGCACAGAGGAUUUCCUGGAGAAUGGGCGUGUUAAGACUUGGGCCAGGGAUGUCACCAAGUGGUAGACUGCUUGAAUUCCCAGCCACAAAAAAGAGAAAAGGACUUAACGUUGUACAUUUUGCACUGCUUUGGAUUAAGACUACUGGAUAGUUUCUCAGAUGAUACAAUAGCGGCACUAGGCUAGCCGUGGGUGCCAGUGUGCUGUUGCCCAUCGGGAUGGCCAGCCCUGUCCUCGGGCACCAGAGCCAAAGUCCUCUGUUGGAACCCUCACACUGGCCAUGCUAUUCAAAUGGAACAUCUGAACACACUUCCCUGAAGCAUCAGUAACCCUUACCUCUUCCUUUGGAAUAAAAUUCGACAUUUGUUUAGUUUUUAUUGUUUUCAAAGAUUUCCUACCUAUACAGGCCAAGUAUUAUUCAAGUUAAUUAUGGAGGUAUUUCAAGUGAUCUAUGUCACUGAGACACUUUUAAGUGGGGAUGGCAAAAAUUCAGUUUAAUAGCUUUGGAAAGCCAGCCCAGAAAGAAGUCAUGGAUUUACUUGUAGAACUUAACCACAUACAAAAAACAAAAAAGUAAAAUUACAGUUUGUCUAUGAAAAACAGCAUUUAAAAAAAGGACACAGCAGAAGGCUAGAAGACAUGAAAAUGUAAAGGACAAGUUAAAUCAAGACACAAAGUUUUGGUUUUAAACACGAAUGGAGAAAGGCACCCAGAAACAUCCUAGUUGGGAGAUCAAAGUAGUGACAAGUCUGUCAUGCAGUGUUUUUGAAAGAAGUUUUUAUUACUUUCAAGUUUAUACAGUGAUCUGGCACAUGAUAAUGCCAGGAUUCUUGCCAAGUACAAAUUCUUGGACUUUAAUAAAAUAUGUAACUUACAGGUAAGGGGAUGGGUACUUCCAAAGUGCUUAAGCAAAAUGCAUUAAUAGAUCGGUCUGUUUUUUUUUUUUUUUGCAAUUUUUCGCUAAGUAGCCCAGGCUGGCUUGGAACCUGUGACCCUACCUCGAGUGCUGGGAUUCUAGGUGCAUGCCACUGUGUGCUGCUUGAAUUUUCUCCUCUCAAUCUUACUUGGAUUACUGACCUAACUUAUAAGGAACUUCUAAAUAUUUUUCUUGUUCCUUUCGUUCUAGAAUGCCUUUUAAAGCAUUUUCCUUUUGGCAUUUCACCAAGGCUUAAUGUCCCUGUAAUUAGUUGUACUGCCUUUUGAAUAUUGAUAGCUGCUUAUCUGAAUUACACUGCAUUUGGUUUGAUGGCUUCUUGCCUCCAGACUGGCACAACUGUCUCUUUGUAUUGAGGUCAAGAUUUCCAGGUGUUGGAAAAUAGAUGAUCAGCUUGAGGCAAAUCAGUGAAGGUGGCAAGGUGCCAGAAUUCAGGAAAAACAAUCCCUAUUUAACUGUUCUUGGUGUCCACUGCCAGGUCAUGAGCGGCUGGACCUGACAGGUACCUACUCCGCAUGAUGCAGUAGUUAGCUGCUGUCAGUGUUGCUCUUACCGCCUAAACAUGAAAGUACUGACUUGUUAUAAAACCAAUAUAAUAAAUGGUUUAAAUGUUCAUAUUUUAACAUUACUUUGAACUAAUUUAUGCAUGGACCAACUGAUCACUAAUAUUGUAUGAGUUGAUAGCCACUUGACCCGAAGCAAAGGCAGAUGGGGGAAAUGUGAAACUGUCACUGUCUUAAAUGGAAAAGCUUUGGUAAGAGAGCUAAGGUUUGUUUAGUCAUGUUAGUCCUGUGCAGGUCAGAGCUAGGAAAGCGUCUCCACGCACCUGCCCUUGUUUUAGGUCAGUGGGGCGUCCGCUUGCUGGGUGUGAAUGGAUCUUCUUGCUCAUGCUGUCAGUGAGGCUGCUCUUCCUGCGGCGGGGCUCUUCAACCCACAGCCCCAUGGCAUUGAGCAGGCCUGUGGGGUAAAAAUCUCCAUAGAGACCACCAGUACAUUUCAAGUUAUGGCUUUUGAAGUCCAAAAUUUCCAGUAAACAAAGUUCAGUUCCCCUGGAUACAGCAAAGGAGCACUAGUUACAUUUUGGAAACAUCUUGAUGCUGUCUUACAAACCUACUUUUUGAUGCUGCAGACAAAAAGGGAAGUUAUGUGCCAGUCUCCGUGGCUCCCUCGGAAUGGGCCACCUCCAGCUAGACCACUGGACUGAAGUCAUGGGCUGCUCCACUAAAGGACUGGACUGAAUCCUCGCAAAGGUCCCAAGCUACCUGCGCUCUCCCCACUGCACUCACCACCCAAGGCCUUGUUUUCUCACUCUGCUGCCCAGGUCAGCCUUGCCAUGAUCUGGCCUCUGCCUCCCAAGUGGCUGGGAGUGGAGGCAAAGAGCAGCGUCCCCAGGCCUAGUACCUUGGUACUGAGUGAAGUCUAGUCCUGCGUUGACUGAGA